Molecule: messenger RNA, 1473 nt
Organism: Knipowitschia caucasica
Lineage: Eukaryota; Metazoa; Chordata; Actinopteri; Gobiiformes; Gobiidae
Source: the annotation of a GenBank genome assembly
AUGACGGGGGAGAAGAAGAAGAAAAAGCGGAUAAACCGCAGCAUUCUUCUUGCAAAGAAAAUUAUUAUAAAAGAUGGAGGAAGUCCACAAGGGAUUGGUGAGCCCAGCGUUUACCAUGCUGUUGUGGUCAUCUUUCUGGAGUUUUUUGCAUGGGGUCUCCUUACCACCCCAAUGCUCACGGUCUUACGGCAGACAUUCCCACAGCACACAUUCCUGAUGAACGGGCUCAUCCAUGGAGUCAAGGGCCUGCUGUCAUUCCUUAGCGCGCCGCUCAUCGGAGCACUGUCGGACGUUUGGGGUCGAAAGUCUUUUCUGCUGCUGACGGUUUUCUUCACCUGUGCACCUAUCCCACUCAUGAAGAUCAGCCCCUGGUGGUACUUUGCCGUCAUCUCCAUGUCCGGCGUCUUCGCGGUCACUUUCUCUGUCAUUUUUGCCUACGUGGCCGACAUCACACAGGAGCACGAGAGGAGCACGGCGUACGGGCUGGUGUCAGCCACUUUCGCAGGGAGCCUGGUGACAAGUCCUGCCAUCGGGGCGUACCUGUCAGAGACCUACGGCGACACGCUGGUGGUGAUCCUGGCCACAGCCAUCGCGCUGCUCGACAUCUGCUUCAUCCUGGUGGCCGUGCCCGAGUCUCUGCCCGAAAAGAUGAGGCCUGCCUCAUGGGGAGCCCCCAUCUCCUGGGAGCAAGCCGACCCCUUUGCUUCUCUGCGUAAAGUGGGCCAGGACUCAACGGUGCUGCUCAUCUGUAUUACGGUGUUCCUGUCCUACCUCCCUGAAGCCGGCCAGUACUCCAGCUUCUUCCUCUAUCUCAAACAGGUAAUACGUUUCUCAUCAGAGACAGUAGCUGCCUUUAUAGCUGUGGUGGGAAUUCUCUCCAUUUUAGCACAGACGGUGGUGUUGGGGAUCCUGAUGCGGUCAAUAGGACACAAAAACACAAUUCUCUUAGGCCUUGGCUUCCAGAUCCUGCAGCUCGCUUGGUACGGCUUCGGUUCGCAGCCCUGGAUGAUGUGGGCGGCCGGUGCCGUCGCUGCAAUGUCCAGCAUCACGUUCCCCGCCAUCAGCGCCAUAGUGUCCCGCAACGCAGACCCCGACCAACAGGGAGUGGUGCAGGGGAUGAUCACGGGGAUCCGCGGUCUCUGUAACGGUUUGGGUCCCGCUCUUUACGGUUUCGUCUUCUACCUUUUCCACGUGGAGCUCAGCGACACCGACGGCUCCGACAAAGGUGCCAAACCCAACAUGGCCAACCCCACUGACGAGAGUGCCAUCAUCCCCGGGCCCCCGUUCCUCUUCGGCGCCUGCUCCGUGCUGCUCUCGCUCCUCGUGGCCCUGUUCAUCCCGGAGCACACGGGACCCGGCAUGAGGCCCGGCGCCUACAAGAAGCACAGCAACGGGGCCCAGAGCCACUCCCACAGUCCCCAAGGGAGCGGCGCAGAGGGCAAAGAACCGCUGCUGGAGGACAGUAGUGUAUAA